AUGCGCCCCGCCGCCCCGCUGCUCCUGCUGCCGGCCCUGCUGCUGCUGGCCGCGCUCCCCGUCCGGGGCCGCCGGGAGUCCCCCGCGCCGGGGCCGCCCCUGGCCGCGCAGCGCCCCACCAACGCCAGCCGGCCGCUGCCGGAGCCUCUGGGCGCCCCCGGGAACCACAGCGGCGCCCAGGUCAGCCUCCUGCCCGCGCUGCUCCGGGACCUGUCCGCGCUCAAGGCCGCGGUGAUCGCGGCGUGUGUGCUCAGCGCCGGCCUGAUCGGCUGCCUGCUGCUGCGGGUCUGCAGGUCUGGCAAGAGGAUUAAGAAGACAAGAAAGUACGACAUAAUCACGACCCCGGCUGAGCGAGUAGAAAUGGCCCCUCUGAACGAAGAUGAGGAUGAUGAUGAAGACUCAACAGUGUUUGAUGUGAAAUACAGGUAAAGCUUUUCCAUGGAUCGCUGGUUCCCUGUGAGAAGUCAGUCAGCUGUCGAGAGCCCUGCUGAAGCCUUAACUAUGAAGGAGAAACUUUCAUCUCUGCAAUAUUGAAACCAAAACAAACAUUGGCUCCUCCGUGAUGUUAUUUAUACAGCACACGGCAGCGGGGUGUUUGAUUGUCUGCCCAAAAUAUCACUAUUAAACUCCUAGUUUCCAAACUUCCACAGUAGAAUGACCUGAGAUCCUCCUCGUAGACUCUGCUCUGUUGCUUGAAGAGGCUGUGGGGUUGCUAAAGCAUAUGGGCUGGCUACAGCACUGUGUGUAGACUUUCAGCACUCACUGGUCCAAAUACAUUUUGUAAAAGGAGGAAAACCACCCCCAAAUCAGUCCCCAAAAGACUUUCUUCUCUAAAAGCUGAAUCCGAUACUUUUGGUCUCUGUUAAACAGAUCUUGUGUUUUAAAGACUUGGAAUUGUAUGAUCCUGGGCCUAGAGAAAUACUUGCCCAUCUGAUGAAGGCUGGUGGCUGAAACUGCUGUGUGUGGUGUUGGGUUCUUUAUUAUUUUUUUUAAUUUUGUGACUGUUGUAAAAAAUUGUAAUGACUUGCUACUGAUUUUAACAAUUGCACUAAACCGUCCUAUAAUGAUGUACUCAUUUCCCAGUAGAGCGCUGGUCAGACUUACUUGCAUAACAUGAGACCAGAGGGAAGCAGAAAAACUAGGCAAAUACUGUACUACGGGAAUCUUGGAUUAGAGGAAAUAGAUCUCUGUUUUUGUAAUUCCCCGCCCUUCAUAAGAAGUAAGACACUACAUUUUUUGCUAUCUUGUGUCCUCUCCUGCUGUAACUCUUCUGCUAAUCAAAUUUUUAAUCAAACUUUUUACAAGAGAUCUGAUAUGCAGUUGUUAAAUUGCAGGAGGAGAACACUGGUUCUCCCUACCGCUGCUUAGAAUCAUUCAUACAAAGAAUCCUAUCUGCCCCAAACUGGAAAUUCCCCCCGCCACCCCACAGCUGGCUGCCAAAUCCUAUAUUACACUCAGAUAUGUUUUUUCCCCUUGCUUCCUGCAGUGCUUUACACUGGGGAGGGUAGAACUGUGGGAUGGUUAUUUUAAAAAAAAACUAGAAUAUCUAAUCUAGGCUGAUUAAGACCAUAGCCUAUGAGUUCUGUGCAUAAAUUCGAUGCCAUUCUUUGAAAGCUCUGUUGAGUUCAAAGUUAUUAGCAUAGUUGCUCUGUUUUAUGGUGUUUCUGAAAAGCAGCUGCAGUUCUGAUGAGCUUUGCUUGAGAUAUUGACUCUCACUGUGCGUUCUACCAAUAUUUAUGUCAAAUACCCUUUUACUUUGGGAUUUUAACCCAUCUGGAGCCUCUCUUGCCUUUAUGAUGUUAAAAUUACCUCCUGUUUUGGGAAUGUACUGACAUUUGCUUGGUGGGUUGUGACUGCUAAGAAUCUGUUGCAAAGCUGCCUCUGUAAUGACUGCUCAGAGGUUGCCCAUGAUAAUGCAUUCUGGAAUUCUUGAUUUGUUAUCAUGACAGUAGGUUAUACUACUCUCACUUGUUUGAAGCACUCCCAACGCUUGCAUCCUGAAACAGCCUGGCAUAGAUGCUGCACUCUUCACUCCACUUUAUCUGUUUGCAAGAAGGCCUCCGUGCUCUGCAGUAGCCAUUUGCAUUGACAAGCAAAAUUGUUGCUGUCUUCUGUGGAGUGUACAGUGCACUUUGGUGGUGUCCCUCUGAGUUCUUGACUGAUGUAACCCCAGCAUUCUAAAUUCCUCUCCCCUCACCAUCUGCUAAAUCAGAGUCUUUUGACACUCCAUGUUUCCUCUUUAAAGUGUAGCAAUAGUCAGAAAAGUGACAGGGUAAGAUGUUCACCUUCAUACUCAACAGAUCUACUUCUCAUGUGUCUGAUUUCAUAUGUGCUUGCUUCAUUGGCCUGUGCAUUUUUAUUCAUAUUGGCUAUGCAGAGCUUACACAGCUCUGGAAGAGGGAACUGGAUUCCAUUCUGCUUUAUGAAUCCUUGGCUAAACUUUUGAGUUCCAAGGGUGGAAUUGUUAUUGCUAGUGACAACAUGAUAGGCAGAACCAGCUGCGUGUUCGGAUCCCAGGUGGAGUUUCCAGCACCGUCAGUUAGCAAAACUGGCCUCUGUUGACUUGGAGCACAUUUGCUCUAGGAGAGACAGAGAAUGCAAAAGAACUUCCUCAUGGGAUUUCUGCUGUCACUUCUCAAACUGUUAAUGCACUUUGGGAGAGAAUCCCAUUCUGUACAGAGCAAUGUGGCUAAUAGUAUCGCACAUUAAAAGAGGGAGCCAAGGCAAUUGGAAGUCAAUAAAAGGUGGUGGUGGAAAAUUCUUUGGCACAAGUGUGCUUUCAUCUGAACUUUACCAAGAGAGUAUUCAGUAAAGGCUUUACAGCUGGCCAAUGUUGGAAAAUUCCCACAGCAGAACUAAUAUUAGACAUCCAGGCAAUAUCAAUGUACUAUUUUUUAUCCUUUUAUCAUGGAGUAAAUUCAGGUCACUCCAUGGUGCUGUUACUGAGCAAUAUUUUAAUGUGUCAGCUAAGAGGUAAAAGGUGGAGAAAUUGAUUAGGGUAGGUCCCAGCACACUGAGCUCUGGAUUGCAGGAACCGCAAGAGGCCCAUAGGCUAGGAUGACACACUAUGUGAUUGGGAACACUUUCAAGACAGCAUAUGACAGAAAUGGACUAGAUGGCUCUCAAUAGGCAAUGUGAUGUCCCUUUGGAGUUGGUAAACACUACGAAGAAGAGCUGAGUUGUGAGAAGUUCUUGGACAGGUUGAGCCCUGAAGUGAAAAAUGGCAACGCUGGGUAGAAGGAUGGGUUAAAGCUUCAAUUAUCUUGUUGCUGAAGGGGGAAAGAGGGUGGCAUGGCUACUCUCCCAGUGAAAGAGCCAUCAUGGCGUAGUGGUUGUACAUCCCUUUCAGAGGAGAAUUUAUGGAGAGAUCUGGAGCUCCAGAGGACAUGUCCUUGGUCUGACAUGGCCUGUUUGGAGUAUCCUGAACCUUUUCUGGGACCAAGGACUUUUUUUUUUUUUUUCUGCUGAAGACCAGAUCAAGGUUCUGCAGAUGCAGAGAGAGGAGGAAAUAAGGCCAGUUUCAGUUUACCUGGCCUUUUGGAUGGCCUGAGCUAACUCUUGCUGAAGGCAGUGGGCGUCUGUGUCUGGGAUUUGUCAGGCCUUAUGAGCACUGCUGAGUUUAAGUAGGUCAAAGGCAGUCUGCCUGACUUGCCUAUUGCUAACAACCAAGAUUGUUUCUGUAGUCCUCCAGUGAACCUUUUGAUCGGGAUUUUUCUCUCUCUCUCCACUCCCCUGCCUCCCCCUCCCCCCGAAGGCACCAAUGAUGUAGAUGCCCAACUCUCUUUGGAAUUAGGGCACCUAGCUCCCUUGGGCUCCUUUGGUAAAACCCACCUGUGUGUAUAUAUACUAAUGGUGUUGGAGGCCGGGGGAAAAAUGGCUGCCUGAUGAAGGAAAUCAGGGCGUCUUUACUAGUGUCAUUCAAGGUCAUGUCAAUGAACCUAAAUGCUUGCCUGAUGUUAAAUUGCUAUUGUAAACAUGAGACGAUAUUUACCUCUAAUCUAAAGAUCACUAUAUGUGAUUUCAGGUGUUUGUCUAGCUAAAUGUUUCUAUAGGUUUAUUUCAGUUAAGACUUUAAGAGCACUUGAUGUAACUCAUCUCUAUAGUAUAUAUAUGAAUAUUUUUUUAUAGGUGGUAAUUAGUUACAACAAAGCUUAAAUGAUUUUGGACUCUCUAAUUUUAGGUUUCUGUUGAAGAAUGGCUAGUCAUUAACCACUAUAUUGAAGUAAUACAUGUUCUGUGUGUCUUGCAUUGUAGAGUUCCGGUCUGGUUGCAAUUGUAACUGGUUUCAAUGUUUGCUGCUCUUUGUGGUGCAUUGUGUUAAACUUGCUUUGGCAGAGAGUGUUUUUAAAGGCCCAUUUUUAUUUUAUAGAAAACGGAGAAACACUAUAGUAUAACAUUCAUGUUACAUUUAACUUACUAUUCAGCAAAAUACUUUAAGUACCAGUUUAAUCAAAGCAAUAGAGAUCAAGUAAACUAAAGUCAUUUUUACUGGAACAUGCCACAACACAGAGACAAAUUACAGUCUCUUUACUCUGCUGACCAUAAUUCUUUUUGGGGAGGUUCCAUUUGAGAACCCACAAUGCUCAGCUGAUCAGAGGCUCUUUUUUCCCUCUGGGUCUGCUAUGUCUGCUCUUCUGAGAGAGAGGAAUCACUUGUGUAGAACUACAUGCCUAUAUGGCCCUCUCAGCAAACUGAACAAGGGACAAGGUCCGUCUCACCAGAAGGAGUAAGCUGGAACUGGAUAUGACUUUUUCAGCAAGAGGCUGAAAUGAUUGCAAACUCUUUUUAUAAUCCUUGCUACUUUAUAAUGAAGUUGCAUACAUCAGACUUUAUUCCAAGCACAAACUGACUUAAUGUUAUUAAAUGAGCACACAAGCUGGAGUGAAUUUGGAUAGCCAGUUUUGUAAGUAUACCCUCUGAAUUACUGUUGAUGAUGUAAUUUCAUCAGGGUGGAGAUUGUGGACUUAAAAUAAGAUUUCUCUUUUCAGUUUCUGCUUCUGCUGUUUUCGUAUAUGGUUUUGUAAGAACCAUGCGUUCCCGUUUGUGCAAUCACUAGACCAUUGAUGAAAAUGUUGAUUUAGAAUUUGCCCUUGUGACCAAAAGCUUCCAUUAAAAAAAAAUGGUAAUGCAAGUUUGGAUGGACAUCUCACAUUACAAUAGAAACUGUCACCAUUAAACAUGUUCUUGUAAAUCCA
This is a messenger RNA of Gopherus evgoodei (Goodes thornscrub tortoise), 5195 nucleotides long. RefSeq names its product family with sequence similarity 174 member B (gene FAM174B). Gene Ontology annotation, biological process: actin cytoskeleton organization; barbed-end actin filament capping. The record is from RefSeq and is a predicted model, not a curated record. Gene Ontology annotation, cellular component: actin cortical patch; F-actin capping protein complex. Lineage: Eukaryota; Metazoa; Chordata; Testudines; Testudinidae. The transcript is spliced from 3 exons. The coding region runs from base 1 to 429 and encodes 142 amino acids. Gene Ontology annotation, molecular function: actin filament binding.